Molecule: messenger RNA, 1311 nt
Organism: Zasmidium cellare ATCC 36951
Lineage: Eukaryota; Fungi; Ascomycota; Dothideomycetes; Mycosphaerellales; Mycosphaerellaceae
Exons: 2
Coding region: 1-1311 (436 amino acids)
Molecular function (GO): FAD binding
Source: RefSeq, a predicted model, not a curated record
AUGAACGACGAGCAAGCCAGCGGCCUCAAUGGCAUUGCUCAAGAGAACGACGGCAAGACACAUGUCCUGAUCGCCGGAGCGGGCCUCACUGGUCUGAUACUGGCCCAUGGCCUGCGCAAGCUGAAUCAGAAGCUCGAAGCCCAAGGCUUCCCACCCAAAUACAGCUGCACUGUGUAUGAGAGAGAUGCUUCGCAGAUGGUGCGAGGAGGUGGUUUCAGUCUGACCAUUCAUUGGGCCCUGGAGCACUUGGAAGAGAUUCUUCCCGAUGACAUGGCCUCCCGUAUCUACCAGUGUGUUGGCAAUCCUGCGGCACUCGAGGCUGGCGACAUGGGCAGUUUCACAUACCUCAAUCUGUCUACUGGCGAGCCUCUCAUUCGCGUCCCAGUGCCGCAAGGCUGGAAAGGUGCUCGCAUGGCCCGUGUCAAAUUCAUCGACCUCCUGAUGGAAGGCCUUGACAUUCACUUCUCGAAGCGGCUCGCAGACAUUACGUUUCCAGACUCUGACACUGUCUGCGCCGAGUUUGAAGACGGCGAAAAGGCCGUUGGCAACCUCUUGAUCGGAGCUGACGGAUCGAGAUCUGUCGUGCGUCGCUUCCUGUACGGCGAGGAAAACUCCAAAAAUCGACAACUGCCUAUUCGAAUGAUCAAUGCUCGUGUCACGUACCCAAUGGGUCAGUUGAAGACAUCGUACGACAUCGACCCACACUUGUUCCACGGAGGAGACCCUGAACAGAACGGAUACUGGAUGUACGCGCUGCUGGACAUGCCCCCUCGAGACCAACCGAACGGUCCCGCAUCAGUGCAGCUAACCAUUAGCUGGCCAUUUGAAAGGGGCUAUCUAGGCGAGAAGGAGGGUACAGAUCCGCCAGAAAGUUUUGAUGAGAAGCGGGAUCUGUUGAAGAGGAUCUCUCGGAACUGGGCGAGCCCUGUUCGAGAUCUUUUGCAUAAUAUACCCGACGACAGCGUUCUUCGCGCUGUGAACAUCGAGGAGUGGCUUCCAAGCAAUGAGAGAGAACGCAAGACCGAUCAGCGAGUGGCAGUAGUCGGUGAUGCAGCACAUCUGAUGACAUCUUUCCGAGGUGAGAAUGCAAAUCACGGCGUGGUCGACGUCUGCAACCUGCUGCGUCUUCUAGGAGAGAGUGGAGCUGGCAAGAUCGACAUCAAGGAUGUAGUGAGCAAGUAUGAGGAGGAAAUGAUAUCUCGGACGAGACCAGCCACCGUCAACGCACGGAAUGCGUGCUUGGAUGCGAAUCACUACGCCAACGUGAAACCUGGCAGCAUGUUCUUGGCGAGACGCUCGAUGUACAGUUAG